AUGCGGCCGUCCCCGGGGACGUGCUGGCUGCUCCUCUGGCUGCCGCCGCUGGCCGUGCUGUCGGCGGACACGGUGCGCGGCGAGGAGGACGAGGCGGCGUUGUCAGUUCCAAGAUGUAAAGCUUUGAAGGAAAUGGAUUUAAUUAAAACGUCUCAGUCAGACUGUUACUGCUACAAUCAAAAAUCCCAAGUGAAAUGGAAGUAUAUAUGGUCAACUGUGCAGGUGAAAAUUACCAGUUCAGGCCUGCUCAGUGUCGUAUCUAUCACAGAAAGAUAUAAUUGCCAGUAUCCAGAAACCAUUCUAUCUAUUAUCAAAUGUGUGAUUCAUAACCUUUGGACACCAAAGGAGUCUAAUGAUAUAACCAUAACCAUCAAUCCAUAUGGGGAGACUGUGUGCUUCUCUGUGAAGCCUGCCAGGAAGAUAUUUAUCUAUACCGUAAGCGUGAAUCGAAACAUUGUGGAUUUCAGACUCUUCCUUGUGUUUGUGUUGGGCAUUUUCCUCUUCUUUUAUGCAAAGACCUUGAGUCAGAGCCCUGUUUUCUUUUACUCUUCGGGGACUGUGCUAGGUAUUCUAAUGACAUUAGUCUUUGUCCUGUUGCUGGUGAAAAAGUUCAUUCCUAAGUAUAGCACGUUUUGGGCUCUAAUGGUUGGUUGUUGGUUUGCUUCAGUUUAUAUUUUGUGGCAACUGAUGGAAGAGCUGAAGUGGCUGUGGUGUGAAAACAGAAUAUAUAUAUUAGGCUACGUCUUGAUAGUUGGGUGUCUCAGCUUUACUGUUUGUUACAAGCACGGGCCCCUCGUGGAGGAGAGGAGCAUGACCCUCUCGGCGUGGGCGCUGCAGCUCCUCUCCCUGCUCCUGGUCUACGCUGGCGCGGCCAUUCCUCAGUUCGCCUAUGCAGUGAUGCUCCUCACCCUGUCGUCCAAGUUCCUGCACUACCCGCUGAGAGCACUCGCUUACGUGAGAUGGAAAAUGAAGAAACGGUUUACAUCAGAAAAGCCAGUGGUUAAGUUUCUUACUGAAGAUGAGUACAGGGAACAAGCCGAUGCUGCGACGGCCCGCGCCCUGGAGGACCUGCGCCAGGCCUGCUGCAGCCCCGGCUUCCCGUCCUGGCUGGCCGUCUCCAGGCUCCGGGCGCCUAAAACGUUUGCAGACUUUGUUCUUGGAGGAAGCCACUUGUCGCCUGAAGAAAUUAGGCUGCAUGAAGAACAAUAUGGCCUUGCGGGUGCCUUCUUGGAAGAGCAGCUCUUUAACCUGAGGACUCCUGACGGUCUGCCUGCACACUGA
Molecule: messenger RNA, 1281 nt
Organism: Lipotes vexillifer (Yangtze River dolphin)
Lineage: Eukaryota; Metazoa; Chordata; Mammalia; Artiodactyla; Lipotidae
Gene: NEMP2
Product: nuclear envelope integral membrane protein 2
Exons: 9
Coding region: 1-1281 (426 amino acids)
Cellular component (GO): nuclear envelope
Source: RefSeq, a predicted model, not a curated record